UUUUUUUUUCCCGAGAGCCAAGAGAGGGGGAAAGAAACACAAUGGAGGACCACGCAUCAUCAGAUACAGCGAGCGCCCCAUCUGCAGCCACACAAGAGAACGUGCAACCGCAACCACCAGCAGGACCAACCGAGCAAGUCAAGGAGCAGCAAGAGGAAGGGCAGCAGCAGCAGCAGCAGCAACAGCAGCAGCAGGUCUUGGAGCCGCCGGCAGAGCAAGAACAUUCGCCCAGCGAGAAGGAGCCGGAGGUGACCACCCCGCCAAGGCCGUCUGUGGCAGAUCCCGGCCCGUCGCUCGCUGAGGUCGGGCUGAAGGUCGGCUCAUGGUUCGGCGGGCGGCUCAAGAACACGGCAAACUUCCUGCAGAGCAGAGGCAAAGAGAUGAUUGAGGUCAGACAGAUCCAAGCACAUGCCGGCCGCCAGACCAGUGCUCUCACGUGUUGUGUGUGUCGGAUUCUGUCAGACGGUGACCCCCGAGAUCAAGGAGUUUGCCCAGCAGUUACAGAGCGACACCUCUCAGUUUGUGGCCAAGCAGAAGGAGCGGCUGAUGCACGUUGCGGCGCAAUUUGAUGAGGCUUUUGAGAGUCAGGGUGAGGGCCAGGAAGCCAGCCCCGCCAAGCAGGCUGCCGCCGACAGGGCGAGAAAGGCCACCGGCAGCAGCACCAAGCAAGAGGGGGAGGAGGAGGCACAGAGGGAGACGGAUGGUGACCCGCAGCCGCCCGCCGGCAAACCGACCAGGAAGCUGCCCAAAGCAUAUGAGAAAAAGUGGGGGACUGAGAGACAGACAACACAACACAACACAACACAACACAACACAGCACAUGUGUGGGCUGGGCUCAUCUGAUCUGCAUGUGAUGUGUGUAUCCAUCAUGGUUGUGGGUGUGUUGGUUCAUGUGAUGUGAUGUGCUCAGUUUCAGCGCGCGUUUCAUCUCCAAGUUGGAGGCUCUUCGUGAGGACGAGUCGACCUUCACGACGGACCCCCCCGAGCCGCCACACGACACCCCCCACCGCACCGGCACCUUCCAAGACUACCCCGUCGACCAAUACGAGGUGGGUGAGGUAGUCCACACAGAGGGCGCACACGGACGCACGAGCGGAUCGAUCGGCCAUUUGCGUCCGAUGUGUUGUGUGAGUGAGUAGGUGUUAGAGUGGUGCCACGAUGAGACGAUUGCGACGCUCAAGGAGCGGCUAGGUGAGUGGGUGGGAAUGAUUAGCGCAGAAUUAAGAAAAACACAUACACCCAAGGUUACUUACGUUGGGCCCUCCCUAUGUGUGUGUGGAUGCAAUGCAUCCCAUCCAUGCCCUCCCUCUGUCUGCAGUCCCAUCACGUGUCGAUGAGGAGCUCUUCUGGAAGAGGUGUCAAGGAAGGGAGAUAGAUAGACAGACUUCGGGCAAGGCAGGGUACCGUGCCAUCGUUGGAUGCAUCUUUUGCGUUUGUCAGGUUUCUGUAUCGGAUCUACCUGCUCAAGUGUGAGGAGGCGCACCUCGCCGACCUCGUGCAGCGUAAGUGAGGGAGGCCCCACACCCACCACUCACACACGCAGGCAGGCUGUGCGAAUGAUCUCAGGCUGAGAUCAUUUGUCUGUUCUUCUCCCUCACAACGUGUCGUAUGCGUUGUGUCUGUCUGUCUGUCCACAGGCGUCAAGAACACCGAGACGGGCGACGAAGAGGAGGUACUGUGACGUAACAAACGACGCCACACAUGCUGCCUACCCUAAUGCGGGCCUUGAACCAAUCUUUGUUUGUGUGUCCCACCCAGGAGUUCUCAUGGGACGACGUGGACUCUCCCCGAGGCCACCCGGACAAGCACACACACGAGCACCCGUCGUCCGGCGGUGAAGCAGAGGGGCAACACGAGGAGGGCACCGAGCAGCCGUCCGUGAAGCAACCUCCCACUCCCAUCCGGCUGACACCCGAGAGGCUCUCCCAGGGCGACAACACCCAAGACCAAGAGGAAGGUACACGAACGUGCAUCGCAUCCAUCAUCCCUAAUGCGUGAAUGAAUGCGUUGAUGGCUUGCAUUGCAGCGGCUUGCGAGGUGGUGGACUCGCCUGUGGGUGUGCCGGGUGCGAGUCCUGAUGGGCCCGCCAGCUCCGGCGCCUCUGACGACUUCGCCAUCGUGCAGCCUGUCGAACAACACAAGGUAGGUGAGAGGGAGAGAGUGUGACGUGACCACACAGAGACGUGCACGCCUCCAUUCAUGUGCCGUGUGUGUGUGGUUGUGUGGUUGUGUGUGGUUGAUGCGAUGCAGGAGGAGGACAAUGGCGAGUGGGUGUCGUGGGACUGACUGACUGACUCGUAGUUUUCGACAUGUGUGGAUCGUUUGGUUGCGGAACGAACGGACAGAUCAGAUCUGCCUCCCUCUUUUUUGUACAGUCGGUCGAUAUAUACGAUGGGAUGGCUGGCUGGCUGGCUGGCUGAGGCAGCGCGAAACAUGCGCUGUCCACAGCUGCAGGGGCGGGAGGGACACAGACAAUCGUUCGAUCUAUCUCGAAG
Vitrella brassicaformis is the source of this 2495-nucleotide messenger RNA. The record is from the annotation of a GenBank genome assembly. Lineage: Eukaryota; Vitrellaceae.